AUGGACAUGGGUGGAUACUGGAACGAAAAUCUCGCUAAGCCGCUGAAUCAGCCAUACAAAUGUCGCCGUAGAUAUACUAUUGAUACAGCCAGCCGUCAAAAGUCUGGUUCGCCAAGCCACCAACACCAAAACGCGCGAUGCACGCGUCAAUCAACUACCACCCACGCAACCAUGCAGCGCCGUUCUUUUGGCCAAGAGAUAAGCGCAAAUUGUUAG
Lindgomyces ingoldianus is the source of this 216-nucleotide messenger RNA. RefSeq lists its product as uncharacterized. The transcript has 2 exons. Lineage: Eukaryota; Fungi; Ascomycota; Dothideomycetes; Pleosporales; Lindgomycetaceae. Bases 1 to 216 code for a protein of 71 amino acids. The record is from RefSeq and is a predicted model, not a curated record.